UAUUUUUAGCAACAAUACAGUUUGUCUCUGUUAUUGUAAAUAAUAAUAAUGAUAAUAAUAAUAAUAAUUAUUAUUAUUAAGAGAACAGGCAUGGGCUCUGAUAAAUGUGUUUCCGGGGCUCGCCCUGACGACCGAGACAUUCAGAAGGUUUUGUUUUAGACUGAUGGCGCUGUCUGAAAUAAAUACAAAAUCAGAUGCUUCCCUGGAGAGCCACCUGAGGCCAGGAACAGCCAAUCUCCCCCCUCUUCCCAGAGGUCCAAAAAAGCAAGGAACUGAGGGGGAUGGCGGUGGGAGAUGGGGUAGUUUAGGAGAGAAAAGGCCUGACCGGCAGAGAAGGCAAAGAAAGUAACUAAAUGGCAGGGGCAACAGCCACUCAUAGAAAGGUGGGCGGUCCUUUCAAGCCCUUAGUCCCACCUCCAUCCUGUCUUGUCCAAUCCGAGUUUAAGUGGGCGCACUCUCAUUGGCCAGACUAGCUGCCUGUCUGUGGAACCCGGGCUGCUGACGUGAAUUGGCGCGGGAUUUGAAUGCCAGCCCUUUGCGGGUGCCAUCAGCGCAGCAGCCAGGGAGCCCGCGGAAUUGAGGAGCGACGUGGAGGACAAGGACCAGGCUCAGAUCGGCCGCGAUCCCAGUUUCUGGAAAGCGUGGCUGAGCCAGAGAGAAAGUGAAAGCAGUUGAGCGCGCGCAGGAGCGAGCUGGGUGCGAGACUUGUUUUAGCUGAACUACCUAUUUCAUCUUCAAGUCAUCAUGAGCUGUAAGAAACGCAGGUCACAGAAGAACUUGUUUGAUGUGAAAAAAACCAUGAAAAUAGAGAACUAUUUUUCUCAGGACCCCAAAGAACAGCAGAAUAAUUCUGGUAUUAUUCAAAUGAAGAUGCAAUCUAGAAAAAGGCCAAGAGAUAUAACUAACACCCAGGAUCAAAAUUCCCACUCACCCAGGAAAACUCCAAAAGUCCAGACCACUUCUCCAAACAAGAUCAUUACUAUUACCUUGGAUGUAAACCUUGGAGAAAUGGAGAAGAGGAAACACAUACUCAUACACAGCGAGGGGGACAGCUUGCUGGCGGGGCUCAAAACCCUUGAUGCUGUCAGAAAAGCUAUGGAGACUCGGCCAGGUAAGGAAAUGCUGGUGCGUGGCACAGAAGGAAUUGAAGGCUUCUUAAACCUGGGAAUGCCACUCAGUUGUUUUCCUGAAAACAGCCACGUGGUAAUUACAUUUUCCAAAAGUAAAAGCAAGCAGAAAGAAGAUGGCCAAGUAUUUGGCCGGCUCAACCAGGAAUCUACUGACGUGGUCAAAUUUUACAUUCAUGCAAUUGGGAAGACCAGAAAACGAAUUGUGAAGUGUGGGGAACUUCACAAAGAAGGAAACAAACUCUGUGUCUAUGGUUUCAAAGGAGAAACCAUUAAGGACACCAUGUGCAAGGAUGGAAGGUUUCUUCCCUUUUUGGAGACUGACAGUUGGAAGCUCAUUGGUAACCUGGACUCCAUUCUAGAAAACUCACAGCUGAUAGAUGAGUUAGAAGGUAAGCUCUUUCAAGUUGAGGCUAAGAAAGUAAUGAACCCUAAGGCAGAAGCUGCUCAAAACAAUGAGUUAGAAGAAAGAAACACCCGUGUGUUGAAAGAGUACAUUGUGGAAGAGUAUCCCUGUUUGAAAAGAGAAAGUGAAAAAAUCAGGGAAAACUUGAAGGAAAAAAUGAAAAAAAGACAGAAGAAUACUUCUCUAUUUGAAUUGCAUAAAACAAAUUUUGGGAAACGCACAAAAAACUCAACUCCAGUGAAAGUGAUCAAACAUCUUUCACAACUCAGUGACUCAGUGGGGUACAUAUUCUGGAACAAUAAUGGAAAUGAAGGCUGUGCCACCUGCUUUGUUUUUAAGGGAUUGUUCAUUUUCACUUGUCGGCAUGUAAUAAACGAUAUCGUGGGAGAAGGAAUAGAGCCAAGCCAGUGGGCAGAUAUAAUCAGUCAAUGUGUAAUGGUGAAAUUCGAUUAUGAAGAUACCCCAGUCACAAAAGACAACUGCUUUCUCGUUGAACCUUGGUUUGAGAUAUCUGACACAACUCUUGACUACGCCGUCCUGAAACUGAAAGAAAACGGACAAGAAGUACCUGCGGGACUGUAUAAUGGGAUUGGUCCUAUACCGUCUAGUGGUUUGAUAUAUAUUAUUGGCCAUCCAGAAGGAGAAAAGAAGCAUACUGAUGCUUGUGUUGUGAUUCCUCAGGGUAAACGAGAAGAGAAAUGUAAGGAAAAGAUUCAGAUGAGAACAGCAGCAGGUUACGAUAAAUCUGAGUUUGUCCACAUGUACACUCCAAGAAGCUUCCAGGAAAUGCUUCAAAAUCCUGAUGUGAUUACCUAUGACACCACCUUUUUUUUUGGGUCUUCUGGCUCUCCGGUGUUUGAUUCCAAAGGUUCCUUGGUGGCCAUGCAUGCUGCUGGCACCACAUUUCCGAUACUGAGAGAGAAGGCUCAUAUCAUUGAGUUUGGUCCGGCUAUGAACAGUAUCGUCUCAAAUAUUAAGCAAAACCAUGAAAGAUGGUAUAAUGAUGUAUUUCUAAACCAACAGGAUGUAGAAAUGCCAAGUCAAGAGUACUGAGGACUGGUGAGAAUUUAGUCCACUUACCAACUUUAAGGGGAUUGCCUAUUUUAUUCCAUAUUCCAUGGUCAAUUUCAUAAAACAUAUGAAUAAUCAAUAUUGUAGGCCACUUUCCAUGAGCCAAGCAUUUUUCUAUCCCCUAGAGAAAUAAGUUCUAAGAACCCUAUGAGGAGGAGAGCUACCCCUAUUUUAAAGUCAAGCAAAAUGAAGACUUGAUAUGAUUUAGCAACAUUUAUGAUGACAAUCUCCAGUAACUUGAUGUUUUUUUUUUUUUCAUUUCUUCCCCUAAAUUCACUUGCUUCACAGCAGAAGCUUAAACUUGUUUACCAAUUAUCCUCUAUAUCUGACACAUGGAAAGGAAAUGCUUAGAAAAAUGUGUGGGUCAAUCAGGAGCAAAAUAUGGCACUGUAGUUAAUGUUAACUGAAGAGUUAAAUGCUUGGUUAGAAAUGAUUACAAACGAAAAACUUUUACAAUUUCUGAGAUUCUCAUAUUACUAAAUGUCAGAAUACACUUGUCCUGGAAAGUCAGAAGUAAUAUCCACUCUUUGGUGAAGGCGUUCCUGUAGCCACUGUCUGACAGGGUCACCGUGUGGGGGAUGCUGCAGCCGGGCCGCACCAUCUAGAAACUGGAACCAUUAGAAAUGUUAAGUGUUUUGUUUAUGAUCCUCAUGAUAUGGAUAACAGGGCAUACGUCAAUCAAUAAUAAAAGUACGUAUUGCCUGAGAUUGCAGGAAAAUUCCCAGAAUGAGACUAAGUUUACAAUUGAGACAUGCCAUGAGGUGCAUUUCAAUCUCUCUCAGGAUACAAACAAUGUUAUUCCUCAAGCCUGAGCAACAAGAAAUAUUUAUCCCAUGGUUAACAAUUUACAUUAGCCCCCCCAACCCCAUCCUAAAGCCACAACCUGUACAAUAGCCUAGCUACAGAAAAACAAUUGCUGUGCCAACAGUUACACGGACUACCGUAUGUAGCUUAUGGUAUCCCCCUCCAGGACAAGAGGCUAAUAAAAAUACAUUUCCCCUACCAAUAGACCCUCCUUGGCCUUACACAGAAACUAAUGAUAAAAAUGGAAAACACAUAGUUAGCAUAAAUGACAAAUGGGUUGAGGGAUAAAGCCUGCCCUUUAGUUAAAGCUUACAAAGACAUAAAAAUUGAUGUGCUUUGACCAAGGAUCAAGGAAGUUCUUUAAGAAAGCAGUUGAAUAGAUCAUAUGAAAAAAAGAAAUUACCUUGGAAAUUAAAAAUAGAAUAAUGUAAAAUUAACAUAGAUAUAUUUUAGAGGUAUUUCAGAGUAGUAGGCUUUUAAAUAACAGACUUUCACUACUUUAAGUGUGUUUUACUGAGCUUUUAGUUUAGAAGUAAGAAAGCUUACCAAUAAUAAGUGUGCUUUAAAGUUAAAGAUUAAUGAAAUAAUUAUAGGUAUGCUUUAAAAUCAGAAGUGAAUAAUAGAUCAGUAGUCAUAUAGUCUAGUUGCGUCGCCUAGCACCUAGUGAUUGAGGUGAAAACGUAAAAGUUUAAUCAUGAUUGACUAAGGUUACAGAAAAAUAUUUUGAACAAUGUACUCAAUAUCUUAGGUAAUCAAUGUAUGUUAGAAAAGAUUGUAAUUCUUGAAAAUUAUGUAAAUCAAAAAAAUUUCAGACUUUGAAGCUAUCCAUUAACUACCUGAAAAAAACACCUGUAAAAAAAAGGUAUAAAAAUAAAGGUCCCUCCAGGGGUAGCAGAGAUGUCUUCUGGAGGUUGCUCGGAACUUGUAACCUGUCGUCCCGACUCUUCUUUCGAUGAUGCCACUCCUCCUUCAGGACCCCUGGAACCCCACUCCCCCUGGCCAGGGCUGGACCUCGGCAACUCUUCCCAUAUGAACAGGCUACGAGCACAAGGACAUCUAGAAGGUCAUAUUCCUUUAUUCUGAUUUCCUUUGUUUUAACCUAAUGUCCUUUUUUCUGUUCCAAGAUCCCACCCAGUGUAGGCAUCACAUUUAACUUUCAUGUCCGUGGGCUCCUCUUGAUUGUGACAGUUUCUCAGACUUCUUGGUUUUAAGGCUGCCCGUCUAUUAGAAUUUGACAGAUGCUUUUCUGAUGGGACUGGGUUGUGGACUGGGGAGGAAGUUUAUGGAAUGAAGUAUCAUUCUCACCCUACCAAGGGAUCAUACUGUCAACAUGAUCCUUCAUUGGUGCUGGCCUUUGUCCCCCGGCUAAAAAGGUGUUUUAUCAUUCACGUAUUACCCUACGUGGUACUCUUUGGAAGGAAGUUACUAUGCACAACCCAUGUUUGUGAAGUAGAGACUUAGGUUCUCCUUCCUUAGGUAGGGGACUCCUGGAGAAUCUACAUAAUUUAUUUGGGAUCAUUUCGCAUGGAGAUUUGUCUCUUUUCCCCAUUCAUGAAUUCCAUCAUCAGUACAGACUCGCAAUACCCUUAACUCCAUGUGGAUCCAUAACCACAUGGAUCGUUUUCACUCCCUCCCUUUGCCUACCUAUAAAUUCUCUACUCCACCCACAGAAAAUAGAAUUUUUAUCAUACCUCAGUCAUUUAUUUAACUGUUUGAUUCUGGUAUGCAGUUGGCACAGUGGUGCACACCUGUAAUCCCAGGGAAUUGAGACACUGAGGCAGUGCAAACUCAAGGCCAGCCUGAGCAACUUAGCAGGACCCUCAGCAACUUAAUGAGACCCUGGCUCAAAAUAAAAUAUAAAAAGUGCUGGGAUGUAGCUCAGUGGUAAAGCACAGAAGCAAAAUGUAUCCAGAAGAGAAAUAUAUCAACAAAAAUGUAGUGUUUGUGUGCAAUUUCUUUUGCUUUUAAUCUUCAUACUCCAUUCCUUCCCAAAGUUACGUAAGUCAGGACCUUUUCCCUCAGCUCUUUGGAGUUAUUUCAUUCAUUUAUAAUGCAGUUGUAAUACAAUACCUUUAGACUGGUCACAGCCUGCAUACAUUCUUCCCUUUGAUCUUUUGAACUCCUAAAUGAAUUUUUAAAGUUGUGUAUACUAAUGAUUUGCUUUUCUGUGCUCUCAAAUUCUAUAGGUUUUAGCAAGUACAUGAUAUCAUGUAUUCACCAUUGCAACGUCAUACAGAGUAGUUUCGCCUCCCUAAAAAUUUCCCUGUGCUUUACCUGCCUGUCCCUUCCCUCCCUCCUGCACCCCUGGCAAUCACUGAUCUUUUUUAUUGCCUUUAUAGUUUUACUCUUUCCAGAAUGUCAUGUAACUAUAGUUUCACAGUAUAUAGCAUUUUCAGUUUGGCUGUUUCAUUUAGAAGGUUUCUCUCUGUGUAUUUUAUGGCUUGAUAGCCCACUUCUUUUUAUCACUGAGUAAUAUUCCACUGUAUGGAUCUACCACGAUUUGUUUAUUUGCUCACCUUUCAAAAGAUGUCUUAGUUGCUUCUAGUUUUCGGUGAUUUUAUGAAUAAAGCUUCUCCAAACA
This is a messenger RNA of Ictidomys tridecemlineatus (thirteen-lined ground squirrel), 5989 nucleotides long. NCBI's taxonomy places the organism in Eukaryota, Metazoa, Chordata, Mammalia, Rodentia, Sciuridae. The record is from RefSeq and is a predicted model, not a curated record.